AUGGCUCAACUUUCUAUUGCUGUUACUGCUUUGGAAUCCGAGUCUGCUUUCGCCAAGGCUUAUGAAAAGGGUGUUAACAAGAAGGAGUACUGGCAAUACGCUUAUGAGGACUCAAUUGACUUGAUUGCCAAGUUGCCCUCUAUUGCUGCUAGAAUCUACCGCAACGUUUUCAAGGAUGGUAAGGUUGCUCCCAUUGACUCUUCUCUUGAUUACUCUGCCAACUUUGCUAAGCAACUUGGUUUCGCCGAUUCUAAGGAGUUCACCGAACUUUUGCGUCUUUACUUGACCAUCCACACUGAUCACGAGGGUGGUAACGUUUCUGCCCACACCACCCACUUGGUCGGAUCCGCUUUGUCGUCUCCUUUCUUGUCGGUUGCUGCUGGUUUGAAUGGUCUUGCCGGUCCUUUGCACGGAAGAGCCAACCAAGAGGUUCUUGAGUGGAUUUUGGAGAUCAAGUCCAAGAUCGGAUCCAACGUUACUAAGGAAGAUAUUGAGAAGUAUCUUUGGGAUACUCUUAAUGCCGGUCGUGUCGUUCCUGGUUACGGUCACGCCGUUCUCCGUAAGACCGAUCCUCGUUACACUGCUCAACGUGAGUUUGCUCUUAAGCACAUGCCCGAUUAUGACUUGUUCCACCUUGUUUCCACCAUUUACGAGGUCGCUCCUAAGGUGUUGACCGAGCACGGAAAGACCAAGAACCCCUGGCCCAAUGUGGACUCGCACUCUGGUGUCCUUCUCCAAUACUACGGACUUACUGAGCAAUCCUACUACACUGUCUUGUUCGGUGUUUCCCGUGCCAUUGGUGUCCUUCCUCAAAUCAUCAUUGAUCGUGCUGUUGGCAUGCCCAUUGAGAGACCCAAGUCCUUCUCCACUGAGAAGUACGCCGAGUUGGUUGGUGCCAAGUUGUAA
This is a messenger RNA of Sugiyamaella lignohabitans, 906 nucleotides long. RefSeq names its product citrate (Si)-synthase CIT1 (gene CIT1). The coding region runs from base 1 to 906 and encodes 301 amino acids. The transcript has a single exon. Gene Ontology annotation, cellular component: mitochondrial matrix. Gene Ontology annotation, biological process: tricarboxylic acid cycle; carbohydrate metabolic process. Lineage: Eukaryota; Fungi; Ascomycota; Dipodascomycetes; Dipodascales; Trichomonascaceae. The record is from RefSeq and is a predicted model, not a curated record.